Molecule: messenger RNA, 2939 nt
Organism: Perca fluviatilis (European perch)
Lineage: Eukaryota; Metazoa; Chordata; Actinopteri; Perciformes; Percidae
Exons: 5
Coding region: 33-1274 (413 amino acids)
Molecular function (GO): protein binding
Source: RefSeq, a predicted model, not a curated record
ACUUUAAAGUGUGUCCACACUCAACAUCCAGGAUGACAGGGAUUAUUCUGUUUCUCUUGUUUCUAGGGUUUCCUCUUUACAAGACAGAGGAGCAUGUUGUCAAUGAGCUGUACACCCUGAUAGAAAAGGGUCAGACCAGCUUCGUGGAUCCAGCUCCGAGCAACCAGACCUGGAUGGUGGUUAAAGAACCCUCCCUGCCCAUCAACGAGCUCCUAGAGAAGAGCAGCAAGACCGGCGAGUCCAAAUUCACCCUCCAUCCUCUACCCUCUGCUGUCUGGCCAAAGCACAGUGACCUGGCUCCCAUCCCUCGCCACCACGGCCCCCACAACAAGAGCAAAAAAGGCCCCAAGAGCGACCGUCUGGUGGAGCACAACAGCGAGAAAACCAGAGCAGAAGUUGCUGGUCUGCUUCCCAAAACCCCACUGACAGGAGCUACAGCUGCUGCUGCUGCUGCUGCUGCUGCCGCCAACAACAACAACAACAACAACAACCGCACUGUGCAGAAAACCAACCAGGACACCCAGUCCAACAUUAGUCCUCCUCAGCAGAGUGAAGCAGAAGGACACCCCAACUCCAGACCCAAGGGUCCACCCCACACACAGCCUCAGACUCAGCCGCACCAACCGGCCCCUUCCCCGCGCAGAGAUCUCCCCAACCGACGGCUGGACCCAGAGGAGAACCGGCCGGGAAAGUCCAGUCUCUAUCAGUCAGGUCUCGGUGCAGCGACCCGGAACAACAGCCGCCCGCCUGUCGUCUUCAACCGGCGCUCCUCCAGCCUGCUUUACCAGUUCGACAUCCUGAGGCGAGAGUCCGACUUCACACAUGAUGCCUUUUGCAUGAACGAGUGCAGGAAGGAGAAGGAGGAGAGAGAGUAUUACUGCUACAGUGAGUUUGCUGUCAAUGGGAUAGUUCACGACAUCGAUGUGUUGCGUAAAGGAAUACGCCUCAUUACACUGAUGGUGAGCAGUGAUGGCUUCUACAAGAUGAGUCGUCUCUAUGUGACCCCAGACAGCUUUUUCUUCAAAGUUCGCCUUCUGGUCCUGGACACCUACAAGUGCAGCAAGCCCUGCCCUGACAUCAAACUCGGGACUAGAUACAUUAUAAUGGGCCAGAUAUACCACAGGAGGCGCCAUCUUCCAAGUGACCUCCUGAACCUACUGGGAGGUAAACUGAAGCCCGGAGACGGCCUCCUGCGAAGCAACAACUACGUCAAGAGGUUCAACAAACGGAGGCACCAAAAAGCCCUGGAGGCCACGCGAUCCAGGUGUAGGUGAACCAAAGAUAAGACUAUCGCCCCCUACUGCAGGGGAAGAGACAUUGCAGCUUACCUGAACUGAUCAUAACUAACCCCUCAGUAUUGUGCAAGACAGAAGACAUUUUGCAGAAGGUAUGGAUUUAUUUUCACACGGACUGCUAUGAUGUAUCCUUAUCAUGGUUCAUCUUUCUUACUCCUCUGUAAAAUUCCUGAAGUACUGACUUGUGGGCUCUUUGGUACAAACACAAAACACAAGCAGCUUUAAUUAAAUGGAUAUUCCACAAUCAUUUUUUUACAUUUGGGACAUCAAAAAAGGGUGUCCCCACUAUUAUUUAAAAAAAACAACUCCACUCAAACUCCUCAUUCAUUCGUGACUGGUUCAUGAAGUCCCUAAAUUAAAAAGGUAUACAAUUGGCUCACUUUUAAAGGGCUAUUUGGCUCAUCUGAAGAACAUUUAGCCACACAAUUAGUUUAUAGAAAAGGUAUACUGUAUAUAAUUAUCUUGCAUCGGCAGUCACAUUGGCAUGUUACUGUUUUAUUCAUGUGCAUUUAGCAAGCCUAUAUUUGUGCUGAGACAGUCUCUUUAUUCCCACUAUAAUCCAAGCACACAUAUGAACAUGCCUACAGAUAAGGUAAUUGGUUUAAUGUUAUUUUUCUAGCUGGCGCAGUAGUUUUUCUAAGCAUGCUCCCAUAUUAAACAAUACCAGAAAACAAACCCUUUUACACAAUAUUGUAGAGAAACUCUUUUUUUUUCAUACAAACAUCCUGUUUAAAAAAAAUUAAAUAAUGGCUGUUGGUUAGUGCAUUUUAGGACCUGUUGAAACCCUGGAUCUCAUUUAGCAAAAAUCCAACAUUUUAAUCAUGUUGAUUCCUUUGAUUAAUCAAUGAUGCUUCUAAUUUUUUAUGAAUGCAAAAUGUUGUAUUGCACCAAAUAUUGUUUUGUAACACUCAAUCCCAUGCAUGUUGUCACUGUGGUUGUUAUUGGUAAGCAGGAAAUGCACUAUUAUUGUAACAUGGACCAAAGGGAGGGAAUGAAGGGCCUGAAAAAGCAGCGAAAAACCCCAGUGGAGGAGGAGGGUGAAAAAGGGAGAGAGAGAGAGAGAGAGCACAGGGCCUUUGCUUGUCAUGAGAGCAGCUUAUUUUUCUAACUUUAAUUAUGUGUCCACGAUGAAAUAUCUGCCAGAGUAGACUGGGACAUCAAAAGGGGCCUUGCUGAAUGAGGAAGGGGUGUGUUGUUGUAGGGAAUAAGCCAUAUAUCUAAUCGCAGGAAUCUGAUCCUCUCCGCACCUGGACACAUGACUCUGGAAAAAGUGCCUCCGUGACAGCUCCUCUUUGGGAUGGCUCUUGUUUUCUUGCUUACACACAACCACGUCCUCCUGUGGGAGAGCCAAAGCUAAAAAAAAAAAAAAAGGGGGGGGAUUUAAAGUAUUAAGGCAGGAUCAGCGAAAGAGAGAGACAAGGGGGCAAGAUGGAGGAGAAAUAAAGAUUAUGUAAAAUGACAAGGACGGGGAUUGAAGCAGGAGAAGAGGGGUUGGGUCUGUCUCUCUAAAGGGAUGGCUUCUUAUUUAAUCAGAAAUCCCUGGCUUGAUUGUAGUACGACUCUGAGCUCAUGACAGGGAAAACUUGCACUGAACGCUUACAUUGCUUUACUAUACAUGAACCCAAUAAAAAUGUGUAUUGUUUU